Messenger RNA from Silurus meridionalis, 5697 nucleotides. It is a transcript of the gene adnp2a, whose product is annotated as ADNP homeobox 2a. Gene Ontology annotation, biological process: regulation of gene expression. The record is from RefSeq and is a predicted model, not a curated record. Gene Ontology annotation, cellular component: nucleus. NCBI's taxonomy places the organism in Eukaryota, Metazoa, Chordata, Actinopteri, Siluriformes, Siluridae. Gene Ontology annotation, molecular function: DNA binding. The transcript has 4 exons. The coding region runs from base 307 to 2976 and encodes 889 amino acids.
UCAUCCGCAAAUUGCCUACGUCACUUCCCGUCUUCCUGUGCGCCAUGUUUUCCAGAAAGAGCGGACUAGUAUUGCACUGAGGUGAAAACAAAAGCGUUACAAAAAAAAUUAUAAAAAGCGGUGCGCCUUUGUUUUUCAUUAGAAAUCACAGCCGCACGAGCGUGAAAACGUGGGAGUAUCCGAGGAAGGCGUCGGUUCAUGAACAUCACACCGCGCGCCUCACGGUGACGCCGGAAGACAACACACGCAGCCGAAAAGCAUCAAACCGCCUUCCUCCUGAGCGGAUCGUCAAGAGAAACGAACACAAUGUACCAGGUGCCUGUGAACGAUCUGGUGAAGCUCAGAAGAUCGCGGAAAAAAGUCAAGAGUAUUCUGUGUGACAUCGCACUGCAGAGUUGUAAGGACUUGAUCGAGGAAUACAAAACCUUUGAUGCUGGCGAGGCGAGUUUCAACAACACCGAAUGGAGCGAUUUCACGGAUGGACAUGUCGGAAAGAGGAGAAAAAAGUGGAAAUAUCGGACGGAAUCCUUGUGCUGCAGCCUGUGCUGGUUUUCCACCCGGUCUUUUUACACCUUCCGAAGUCACGCUUUGCGGUGUCAUAGGGAGGAACUAGACCUCGCAUCACUUUUAGCCUGCCCCCAAUGUCCUUUCGUAAGCCGUCCAGAAACCAUAAAUCAGCACCUCAAGUAUUUCCACCCCACACUUCCAAAACCAAUAUCCACACCCACCGUGUCAGUUAUUCAGCCACCUAAGUCUUUAACCUUUCCAACCUCUUCCGACCUGGCUGAAGAUCGGUACAUGUGUGUGAGCUGUGGCUACUCUGACUCUUUGCUUUAUGUGAUGAAGAAACAUGUUUUGGUGAAUCACUAUGCAACAUUGUUGAACCGUUACUUUGGGCACAGGUUGGAAAGUGGCCAAAACUUGUCAGUUCAAAGCAAAAGUGCCAGAGUUCUAAAUUCUAAGUAUUACUGCAAGGAGUGUAAAUUGCCAGCAGAGACCAUAGAACAUCUUUUGUAUCACAUUUUGAGUUCGGACAAGCAUAAGGAUCUUCACUGGCAUAUUAUGCCGUUUAUCAGCGAAAAGACUCCAAACGCCGGGCAGGCGAACUUGCUGAAUCUUGCACCAAAUUUGAAUCAGGCUAAAAAUGUAAGCAUGGUCCGAGGCGCCAACUUUGAGCAGCAAAGCAAGCAAAUGAAAGGACAUUCAGCAGCUAAAUCAAAUGGCACGAUGCUCAUGGCAGGGACCGCAAACUCAGCAGGUCUUCUGUGCUCUGCUGGAGGAAGGCAGGUCUUCCUUUCCUCCCAGACUCCUGCUUUACUACAACAACAAUCUACUAGUGGAAUCCAUCAAGGGUUGUCUACCUUGUCUUCCCCCUCGCUUGUUAAAUCUAUAAAUAUGAUGAUGCCAAACAAACAGGUACCCAUGACCAUGACGAUGCCUAGGCUCUCCCAAUCUCAAUCAGCCCAACAAGUGCUUCUGCCAUCCGGAGUUCAGGUCAAUCUUCCAGGCAAAACUAAUGUACGUCCGCCCAUGCUGUUUACUCACAGGCUACAGCUAAACCAAUCUGCCCACAGGCAGCCCAUCAUAGCCUCUCAGUCUGUCCGACUCAUUCCUACAGGCAACAAGGUGAAUGGGGUACCGACGUACACUUUGGCUCCUGUUCAAGUAAACACCGUAGCUGGCCAGGCCAGCGCUAGCCAUGUAGGCAAUCGAACAUCAGUAGUUAUGACACAGAAUGGUCCUCAGUCCUCAGUAAUAUCUUCGUCAAAAUCUGCGGCCCUGCCUGCUAAGCCUGCACCUUCAGGCCAAAAAGAGGUGCCGCGUAAAAAAAAUCGGCCAAACAAAUUGGCGGUUUUUGCGCCAUUCCUAAAGAAACAGAACGACGAUACUGUAAAAUGCCUACGGUGCAAGGUUUUGUUGACCGAGCAGUGGAUCUUUCAGCACUUGCUGCAUGGUUUGAGGUGCCUGUUUUGCCCUCUGAUGUUCUACUCCUUCAAGCAGAUCAUGGAGCACUCAAACAAAGAGCACAACUUGAAAAUCAAGAAAAACCGAGACUUCAUUAAAGGCGAGUACAAGCUAGACUGCGACGACGAAGGCAAUAUCGAAUUUUCCACCUUCAGCUUGAACACCGACGUUCCCAAAGACUUGCUGGAUAACCGAGAGCUCAACCUUGUGCUGGUCACUAGCGCUCAAGAGAAAAUCUACAUCAAGAUGUACCCAGACUCUGCGAAGGCUGUAUACCCGCCCACCCUGAAAACCAUACCUACAGUAUGUCCGUUCUGCCAGAUCAAGCUGCAGACUUUGGAGGCCUACGAGUAUCAUUUGAAAACAAUACACCACAUCGUGCCCACCAUCCACGCCAUACUGAAAUCUCCUGCCUUCAAGUGUAUCUACUGCUUCGGGGUGUAUUCGGAAAAGUCGACUCCCAAAACCAUUUCUAUUCACGUACAGCGCUGUCGGUGCGCCCCCAAGAGUGUCAAGGAAUCGGAGAAACGUCUGAAUCCGGACACAACCGCGCACGUCAAUGGCGAGAGGGUAAACUCGAUCCAGCAGAGUUUCCAGCCACACAUCAUACUCAACGCAGACGAAAAACACACUGCCAAAGAAAAGUCCAAGCGGGAGUCCAGUGGUGAGAAAAACAGAGGGGUCAGGGCCUGUAAGAAUGAAGUUCCUGCCCCAGCUGAGCUUGUCCUGGACCCAUCAGGAAUGGAGAUGCAAUCGUUCGAGAACAGGAAAGAGUUCCUCACAAAGUACUUUCACACUAAGCCCUACCCCUCCAAACUGGAGCUGCUAACACUCGCUGCCCGUCUGUGGUUGAACAAGACAGAUGUGCUGCACCACUUUGGUAUGAAACGGAGCAGAUGCAUGAAAACAAUCCAGAGGAGAAGAACUGUAGUACUACUGGGCUUCAACAUGUCCGAGGUGAAUAAAGUGAAACAUGACCUUCUAAUUCCAGAGGUGGAGCCCAAAGUCUGAAGAACCCGAUAAAAUACUGUAUUUAUAUAAGCAUGCUUAAGUUAGAAUUCGUGUUCAUUUAAAGUUAAGUGAUUUCUAUCAGAGGUGUCAAAAGAAGGAUUCGGAGGGCCAUAUUAUAGGGUUUGUCCUUCUCCAGUACACAGUUUAGGUCAUACACAACUUUAUUAUAAGCCAAUAAAUGAAUUGGCAGCACUAAACGGACAGGCUUUGGCUCGAUCCGUUUGGAAUUGCAUCGUUUAGCUAUGUUUAAGAUGUAAUUCUAUGGUUUGGGUAAGGAUUGUGUGUAAAUAAUUACAGAUAUAUACAUGUUUGGGUACCAUUUCUGAUAUUAUUUGCCAGUUUGUAAGUUGGCAACUCUGUUAGUAUUUUUUACACAGCUAUCCUGUAAAUGCACUCGUGUGUAUGGGCCCCUGUACAUUUCUAAUGUAAAAAGUGCUUUCUGAGACCUGUAGUAUGCAUUUUGUUCAGCUGCAGUGCAUCACUUCUGUAUGAAAUUCUACACACUCACCGUCCUCUUGAGUAGGAACACGUGUUUGCCUGCUCAUUCAUAUGGUUAUCCAAUCCGCCAGUCAUAUGGCAGAAGCGCAAAUAGUGCCCACGUCAAAAUAGGGACAAAUUUGUGUUUGGGCCGCUUCGGGUUUCUAGACAAAAUGGUGCGGGGUAAAAAAAACAAAACCGUCUGGGGGAAGAGGAUUUGUAAACUGAAACACCUUGUUGAAAUCGGAGGAGAAUGGCCAGACUUGUUUGAGUUGACAGGAAGUGUAUAGUAACUGAGCAGAAAAGCUUUAGGUGAACAGCAGCAGAAGACCACAUCAGGUCAAGAAUGAACUUCUGCCGUUGUAACCCAUCCACCUCAAGGCUCGGUGUUUUCCGAGAUGCUUUUCUGCUCGAGCGCGGUUAUAGAGGCCGAUUAUAUGAGUUACUAUUGAACCUCCUGACAGUGCAAACCAAUCUUUCACUCCGUCCUCUUGCCUGUAGAACAGUCACUCACUGAGUGUUUAUUGUAUUUUACCCCAUUUUGUGCAUGCCUGUAUGUACAAUUCCCAGGAGAUCAGCGGUUUCUGAAAUGCUCAGACAAGCCCAUCUGCUACACAUUUCCAUUACAAAGAUUAUAGGUUUUAUUCGUUCUGAUGAACUGUGCAUGAUUUCAUGCAUUGUGCAACCGGCACAUGAUCGAUGAACUGAUCGGAUAGCUGCCAAAAUGAGCGCAAAUGUUCCGAAUAAAGUGGAACGUGAGUGUAGUUUACCACUAGUACCUUUGAGAAGUUCAGUGUACCGAUUUACGUCAUUGCUUCUUCUUUUUUUUUUUUAUCCUAUGUUGAGUGUACUAAUAGAAAGAAAGAAAAAUGUUUGCCUUUUAAAACCAUUCAUAUUCUAUUAAAAAAGUUUAUUUGGGAUGGGGUUGUGUUCUAUUUCGAAUUUAUAACCUAACGAGUUUCUUUCAGCACGAUCCGGUGGGAGAAACAGUGGGUCGAGCGUGCUGAUUAAUGCUGUUGAAGAGUAUAUUCUUAAUACUGUAUAAUAUAUUUUUAUUUUAUAUGAAGCCCUAAUGUUUUACUAGCAAGGAUGCGGAUAGCAUAAGUGCAAUCUUAUGAUAUGGACACUCCUGCUUUUUUAUCGCAAUUAAGGUUUUGUUUGUGUAGAUAAAAUUUGCCAAACAAGCUUUAGAAAUAGAUAUAUUUAGGUAGGCGCUGGUGCGGGAAGGUCUCAAAUGCAGAUGACUCCAGAAAGGUCAGUCUAAAGAUGCUUGGGAGACCCCAUAUAAGAGAUACUGUCAUGUUUAGAUUUUGGGAGAACUUUAGCUUCAGCUUAUAUGAUUGAGGCUUUGAUGGGGCUUUUAAAUACUUAAAAGUUUUUACGUUUAUCAUGAAUUGAUUCAUGCAAAUGAAUAUAUGCAAAUCACCCAUGAGAGCGUGUUUAACACUAUCGCACACUUGCUCAGCUUUUUAUAUCCGACCUUGAUAAUCAGUUUAGCGACAAAUCAUACAAAAUUCUGGCCAAUUUUUAUUAUAGUGCAAUUUUAUUUAAACGUAAACUUUUUGUCAUUUUUAAAAUGAUUUGCUGAACCUUUUGAUCUCAAAUUCUGAAAAAUUUUAAGCUACAAGGCUUGAUAUGUUAAAACCUGUUGAAUAAAUGCUGUACUCCUUUGUUUAUGUAAAAUGUCAGUGUGCAAUGUUGUUCAUCAGGUGAAACAAACAGCUCGUGUAUCUCUCUUCCACCAAACCCCCCCUCUCUCCCCGCCCCCCAUACUCUGCCAUGCAAAAUUGUCACAAAUAUUCCACGUCAUUUUUAUUACUUAUAGCAUUAAUAGACAAAUACACAACCUUCCGGAAGUGGUAGUGAUGUGGGCCGUGUUUAAGAAUGUAUUUUGGGAGAUCGUGGGAGAAACGUUUUGCGUUACUAUAUGCUAAUUAUAGGCAUUUGGACUAAAACAAUGUUUUUAUUUAUUUAUUCACAACUUUUUUGAGUUACUGCUUGCAUCAAGAAGAAGAAGAAGAAGAAGAAGAAAAACAAGCUAAAGCUACUAUCAAGCUGAUCUUGUAUCUGCAAUGUAUCGUUUUUCCACACUGUCACUGUGUUGGUCUUAACUAGUUUUGUACACUCUGUUAACAUGAUGUAGUUCUGUGUACAGACCACUUACUCACUGUCUUGUAUGUUGUCCUUUAACCAUUGAGCCUUUAUGUGGUGAGGAUGCCAAUAAACAUGGACCUAAGCUCUUCA